GCAUCACGACGCCUCGGGCCCACCAGCAGCACAGGAUAUGGAGGCUCUUGAAGUUGAUGACAUUAGCCCUGCCUUGGAAGUGACUGAAGACUUUUUCAAUAGUUUUGAUACUAAGCUUGAAAAGAUUGUGCAGCCCUCUGACGUGUACGGUGUACAGGAGGUCCCCGAACUGGUUGGGCAUGAAGUAUUUGAUCAAAUAGCAGAGAGCAGGAAUCUGAGGAACGUCACCUCCUUAGCCAAAAGUAGCCUCAUCUGGGAUCACUGCAAAAAUGGCCUCUUGGAAACCAAAGCUCAGACAGCAUUCCCGGCCAAAGACCAGCGCGUGGUGCAGAGGGGAACAGCUGCUGACAACCUUGCUUGGGCAGGGGAAGGGGAGACUGCAGCUUUUAACAUCUUCAAUAUCUGCCAGCGGAGGAGAGACAGGCCUCGCUCAGUGAACGACAUCCUGGUGCAGAAUGAGGAAGCCUCCACAUUCAGGCCGGGACACAACAGGUCACGCUCCGAUAUCAGCCAUGUAAACUGGGGAGUGGUCUUCACGGGCACCUCCCCGCAGCAGCCACCUGCGCCUGGUCAGGACAAUAACUGUGCUCUGCUCUCUUACCUGGCGUUAACCAAGGGAGAGGACAUCCAAGGAAACACAGAACAGAAGCCAAUGUUCCCAAAUACUCUGAAGAAGGGAUACUUAGAAAUUAGAAGAGACAAUGACAGCUGCUGGCAAACCUGUUACGCUGAGCUCUCCCCGUACAAACUGUACCUGUAUUGCUUGGACAGCAGUGGCAACCAGACUCUUCCCACCGUGUAUCCACUCAUGCGCUUUCAAAGGGUCACUGUUACUGGUUGCAUUGAAACCAAGGUGGUGGACGCUGUCCUUUCAGACAACUCGCAGCUACAGCUGAAGGCAGAGUCCUCAUGGGAGGCUUUGGACUGGGGACAGAAACUCUGGGAAAUGGUGCGUGCUUCUGUGCCUGCUUUCACGAGACAGCAGGAGAAACUGGAGAAUGUGCCAAAGCCUGACAAUAACAGUGACCUUUCUCAAACCAAUGGAUUGUUAGAGAAGCCUAUGGAGCUCUUCCUAUCCAUGAAUUUGACUGAAAACACUAAAGAGUACCAAAAUAUUCUCAAAUCAGGGACUCUUUAUAGGUUAACUGUCCAGAAUAACUGGAAGGCAUUUACUUUUGUCUUGAACAGGUCUUAUCUCAUGGCAUUCCAACCGGGUAGGCUUGAUGAAGAUCCUCUGCUGAGCUACAAUGUCGAUGUGUGCCUGUCGGUCCAGACGGAUACUCAGGAUGGCUGUGACUCUUGCUUUCAGGUCAUUUUUCCUCAAGAUGUCCUCCGCCUGCGUGCAGAGACCCGUCAGAGGGCCCAGGAGUGGAUGGAGGCACUGAGAGCAGCAGCCAAUGCUACUAGAAGUUUAACUCAGAACCCACAGGUCACACUUAGGAACAAACCUGGACAUCGGCCCUUUGGAGACGAUCUUAGAAAGAGCAAGCGGCAAUCUGUGACCACCAGCUUCCUGAGCAUCCUGACCACGCUGUCUCUAGAGAGAGGGCUCACUGUUCAGAGCUUCAAGUGUGCAGGCUGUCAGCGCUCCAUAGGCUUGUCCAAUGGGAAAGCCAAGGUGUGCAGCUACAGUGGAUGGUAUUACUGCAGCACCUGCCACGUGGAUGACAGCUUCCUCAUCCCUGCACGGCUGGUUCAUAACUGGGACACUUCCAAAUACAAGGUAUCGAAGCAAGCCAAAGAGUUCCUGGAAUAUGUUUAUGAGGAGCCAUUGAUUGAUAUCCAGCAGGAAAAUCCCAUGUUGUACAAGCAUGUUGAACCUCUGGCAACUGUUGUCCGCCUGAGACAGCAACUAAAAUCUCUCCGAGCCUAUUUGUUCAGCUGCAGAGCAGCAGUGGCUGAAGAUCUGCGUAGAAGGAUCUUUCCCAGAGAGUAUCUUCUCCAGCAAAUCCAUCUUUAUUCUCUCGCAGACCUUCAGCAGGUUAUUGAAGGAAAGCUGGCUCCUUUCUUGGGGAAAGUGAUCAAGUUUGCCACCUCUCAUGUGUACAGCUGCAGCCUUUGCAGUCAAAAAGGUUUCAUCUGUGAGAUUUGCAAUAAUGGAGAAAUCCUUUACCCCUUUGAGGACAUUUCUACAAGCAGGUGUGAAAGCUGUGGUGCUGUCUUCCACUCUGAGUGCAAAGUGAAGGCUGUACCAUGCCCCAGGUGUGUGCGUAAAGAAUUGCAGAAGAAGCAGAAAUCCUUCUGGAGGCGACUGAAUAUGGAUGAAAACUUCGAAGAGUCUUGCAACAUGUUUGAGUUGUCAUAUCAGAACACAUGA
Messenger RNA from Gavia stellata (red-throated loon), 2317 nucleotides. It is a transcript of the gene PLEKHM3, whose product is annotated as pleckstrin homology domain containing M3. Bases 38 to 2317 code for a protein of 759 amino acids. The transcript is spliced from 7 exons. The record is from RefSeq and is a predicted model, not a curated record. Lineage: Eukaryota; Metazoa; Chordata; Aves; Gaviiformes; Gaviidae.